This is a messenger RNA of Lactuca sativa (garden lettuce), 690 nucleotides long. The record is from RefSeq and is a predicted model, not a curated record. NCBI's taxonomy places the organism in Eukaryota, Viridiplantae, Streptophyta, Magnoliopsida, Asterales, Asteraceae.
AUGUUUAGGAAAAUCCACAACAACCAUCUGAUUGUCGUGCAAAUCUACGUCGACGACAUCAUAUUCGGUUCAACCAGCAAGGACCUUAGUGAUGAGUUUGCUAAGUUGAUGAAAAGCAAAUUUAGAAUGAGUAUGAUGGGUGAGAUCAACUACUUCCUAGGUCUACAAGUUCGUCAAUCUCCUAAGGGAAUCUUCAUUGGUCAAGAAAAGUACAUCAAAAAUCUGUUGAAGAGAUACUCCAUGCAGAACGCACCAACUGCAAAGACACCAAUGUCUACUUCCUACAAGCUUGAUUUAGACCUUGAUGGAAAAUCUGUAGAUCAGAAACACUACAAAGGAAUGAUUGGCUCAUUACUGUACCUUACAGCUAGUCAACCAGACAUCAUGUUUUCAAAAUGUUUGUGUGCACGCUUUCAAGCCAAUCCAAAGGAAUCACACCUCAUAGCAGUCAAAAUAAUUUUCAAAUAUCAGAAAGGAACUGCCUCUCUGGGUCUAUUCUAUCCUGCUAAAGGCAACUUCUAUCUCCAAGCCUUUACUGACUCAGAUUAUGGAGGAUGCAAGCUCGAUAGAAAGAGCACUUCAAGUAGCUGCCAAUUCAUAGGAGGCAGAUUGGAAAAUGCAAGUUCUCAUCACAGCUAUGCAAAUGAAGAAGUUUGCUUCAGUACACAACUAAUAUUGGUACUUCAGUGA